AUUAAAUAUGUCUUAGCGAGACGGACAAUGUUAGCAGACAAUCCUGUUAGCAGUUAAUUUAGGUUAAUUAAGAGUUCGUUUGCACACCAAGAAUUAGAAGGAGCCACAAAAGAAACCUCAAGUAGUACGGACAGAUCGCACGAUGCCUUGUUUUGGUUCUGUUUAGCUAUCGCCUAUCUGUCUUCAUCUCUGAAACCUUAAGACACCUAUCUUCAAUUGUCCUUGUGAGGUGUAAGAAAGCAAGCGCAGGUAGCCAUGCACAAUGAAGAAUGGCCAAACUUUCCUUACACACACAGACCUAAUGUGUCACUACGCCACUUCCCAUUCUCUUCAAUAAAUACCCACCACCAUUCACUUACCCAAUUCAAACAAGUCUAGCUCUAAUACCCACCAUGGCUAAGACUACUUCCUUGCUCCCUCUUUCCCUAUGCUUUCUUGUCUUCUUCACCGGCUGCUUAGCUCGCCAGCAAUGGCAACAAACCCAGAAUCAGUGCCAACUUGACAGGAUCCAAGCACUCGAACCCAACAAUCGCGUUGAGUGUGAGGCCGGAAGAAUUGAGUCCUGGGACCCUAGCCAUGACCAAUUCCAGUGUGCUGGUGUUGCCGUAGUUCGCCGCAAGAUUGAACCCAAUGGCCUUCUAUUGCCUCACUUCAGCAACUCUCCUCAACUCAUAUACAUCAUCAAAGGUAGGGGAAUUAAUGGCGCCGUCAUCUCCGGUUGCCCUGAAACAUUCCAAGAUUCACGAGGAUCAUCCCAACAAGGACAAGGCAGACGUAGGUUCCAAGACCAGCACCAGAAGAUUCAUCAUUUCCGUGAAGGAGAUGUGUUGUUUAUUCCUGCUGGAAUUCCUUACUGGGCUUACAACAAUGGCAACGAGGAGGUUGUCUCUGUCAGUCUCAUCGAUGUCAGCAACAACGCAAACCAGCUCGAUCUCCGCCCGAGAAAAUUCCACUUAGCUGGUAACCCAGAACACGAUUUCGAGCCACAAGAGGAGCAGAGGAGACGCGGUGAACAAGGCCAUAGCCGGGGACAGCAAGGAAGUGGACAGAGAUCUUCUUGCAACAACGUUUUCUGCGGCUUCGAUUCACGAAUCCUGGCCGAGGCCUUUAACGUGGACCAGAAGCUUAUUGAGAGGAUUCAGAACGACAACGACGACAGAGGCCAAAUUGUGAAAGUUAAAGGAGGUGAGCUUCAGGUGGUCAGGCCACCAAGCUUACAAGACGAGAGAUACGAACAAGAAGAGAGCCCGAGAAGGUACGGACGUGGUAAUGGAAUUGAAGAGACUCUGUGCUCAUGGAGGUUGAAGGAGAACAUCGGCGAUCCCUCACGCGCGGACAUCUACUCGCCAGAAACUGGUCGCAUCAGCACCGUUAACAGCUUCAACCUCCCUAUCCUCCGGCAGUAUCAACUCAGCGCCGAGUACGGCGUUCUCAAAAAUAAUGCUUUAAUGGUGCCCUACUACAACUUGAACGCACACAGCAUCGUCUACGCGAUCAGGGGCCGAGCGAGGAUUCAGAUAGUGGACAACUACGGCCAGACGGUGUUCGACGGAGAGCUCCAGCAGGGACAGGUCUUGACAGUGCCACAAAACUUCGCGAUCGUUAAACGCGCUGAGAGCGAGAGAUUCGAAUGGGUUUCCUUCAAAACUAACGACAACGCCAUGAUCAGUACUCUGGCUGGAAAAACCUCGGCCAUCAGAGGCAUUCCAGCGGAUGUUUUGGCCAACGCAUUUCAGAUCUCACGGGAGGAAGCUUCGAGGCUCAAGUUCAACAGAAAAGAGAGCACCGUGGCUCAGGGCAGUGGUUCUCCUGGAGCGGGAAGGAGGGCUGAUGCUUGAGAGAGUGACACGUGG
Messenger RNA from Tripterygium wilfordii, 1853 nucleotides. RefSeq names its product 11S globulin seed storage protein 1-like. NCBI's taxonomy places the organism in Eukaryota, Viridiplantae, Streptophyta, Magnoliopsida, Celastrales, Celastraceae. The record is from RefSeq and is a predicted model, not a curated record. The coding region runs from base 393 to 1838 and encodes 481 amino acids. Gene Ontology annotation, molecular function: nutrient reservoir activity. The transcript is spliced from 4 exons.